GAUUGACAAGUCCGGAACUUCUCACAGUAAAUCUUAUAUUUUAUUUAAUCCUAAUUUAAAUAAUAAUAAAAAUUGUAAUUAUUAUAUUUUUACCCACAGGAAGUGUGUGGGAACUGUGAUAUCGUGCUAGUCUUGAAACUCGAAAGUCGAUAGGGGCUCGUGAAGCGUCAAACAUAGUGUUUAUAUUAUUUACAGAGGGAUUGAAUAAAGCCUCCUGGAUUGUGGAUACUGACCAGAAUGUACUAUUUUUAACUUAGUGUUGUAACAACAAUGAAAACAGUGUUACUAUUGUUGUUUUCUUGUGUCACGGCGAACGCAAACAACAGUAUUUAUGAUGUGAGCUGCACCGAUCGCUCCGAGGGUCUGUAUUUCGAACCCGUCAGCGGAGUCCGCGGCCGAAUCACUCUGCAAUGGUGCACGGCGGCGGACACGAAAGUCAAGAAAUGGAACCUAAACUUGUCUUACUUUACAUCGCUGAAGCCUGAACAGUGCAUUAGCAAUUAUGCUUCCAGCAAAGAGCAUCACUUACAUUCGUCAUUCGAUGAAGUCGUCCCGGUCAACCUUAAUUGUACAAACGUUUGUUUUAAAACAUUCUUAGAUGCCAUAUUUCAUUCAACGUGCUAUAAAAUAUCCACGUCUCAAUCAAGUGAAAAUGAAACACUUUUGCACUAUGACCAAUACCAUUAUGUUAAUAAAAAUGACAGUGUCUUAACAAUAGAAGAUGUUUCCAAAAGCACUACCAGUGCCCAUUAUCAGGGGGGUGGUGAGGACAUAAUAAUUGAUUGGUUACCGGCCAUUCCUGUUUCUCUAUAUCACGCGUACAUCAACGAUGUGAAUGACAGCAGGUCGGUGGACAUGAACUGCAGCAGCGUGGCGCCGCAGCACGUGCGCUGCCGCGCGCGCGCGCCGCCCGGCUGCUACCGCGCCUGGUUCCGCCACGACGCCGCCUGGGCCUCGCUCGGCUUCGACGUCCACAACUUCCACCAGGACUUCUGUCACCGGGUGGAGGCGGAGGUGGGGCCGACGGCUGUGGGCGCGCGCGAGGCGCCGGGCCUGUGGUGGGCGGCGGGCGCCGCGGCGGCCGCGUUGCUGCUGGGGGUGCUGGGCGCGCUGGCGCACCGCAGCGCGGCCAGCGCGCGCUUCCGCCAGCGCGUGCAGGACAGCUGGCGCGACGUGCUCGGCCGGCGCGCGGCGCGCGGGCGCGCGGCGGCGCGGCGCGUGGUGCUGCUGUACGCGCGCGACGCGGCGCCGCUGCAGCGCGCGGCCGGGCGGCUGGCCGGCCUGCUGCGCCGCGCCGUGGGCUGCGAGGUGCUGGACCUGUACGAGGCGGAGGCGGUGGCGGCGGCGGCGCCGGCGGGCGGCGCGUGGCUGCGCGCGCAGCUGGCGCGGCCGGGCGCGCGCGUGCUGCUGCUGCUGAGCCCGGCGCUGGGCGCGUACUGCGCGCGCGCGCCCCACGCCGACGGGCCGCUGGAGUAUGUAAAACGUGCUCCUUGCAUGCCUCACGGAGAUAUUUUCCACUUUCCGUCGAGUGGGCCGCUCGGUCCGUCCAUUAUUGACACACAGAAAAGGCAGGUUCCCCUCGCCCCGCAGGCGCCGCUGCUGGCGCGCGCGGCGUGGCGGCGGCCGCACGCGGCGGACUCGCUGCUGCUGCUGGCGCUGCGCCUGCUGGGCGAGAGCGCGCACGCCGAGCCGCAGCCCUUCCGCAAGUACUACGUUGCUGCGGUGGAGGGCGUGGCGUACCGCGACGUGGUGCCCGCGCUCACGCCGUGUCGCCGCUACAUGCUGCCGUCCGCCGCGCUAGAGCUGCUGGCGGACCUGGCGCCCGCGCCCGCCACGCCGCUCGAAGGCGGCCCGGCGCUGGACCCCGAGGCCCAGCAACUCCUGGACCAACUCGGGGAAGCGUUGAUAGAGUUCCGGGAAUACGCGCGCGAUCACCCCAACUAUCUGUUUGAAGAUCUUGUGUUCGAGUGACCUUGAAGCUUAUGUUUUAUAAGUUUAUAUCCUCUCCCGCGCCAUCUGCGGUAUUCCGGCUCGGUUUUGUUUGCGUUUCGGUACUCCCAAACAGUACUGCAGUAAGAUGACUCCCUAUGUUAGACUCAUUUAUCAUAUUAUGGAAAUGAAGCUUAAUUGUUAUACUCCGCGAAAAGCAGGAGAAUCUGAAUGGUGUCAUUUAUAAUUACUUCAAUCUUUAUACUCCAAGCCAAACAGAGCCUGUCGCGCAUGGUUAUGAAUAUGGAUACAGGUACUUUGUUUCAAUAUUGUGCGAGAAACUUCUUCAUCUAUAAAUGGUUGCGUAUGGUAUGCGUCCCAUAUAUUAGUAUAUUUCUUUAAUGUGUUAUAAUUAUUUAUUUAUAGUCUGCGACAGAUUUCUGCGCUUACGAACGUAAUCGCUGUAACGUAUUAACAAGACACUAUAAAUACUGUGCACGCGUCACCUAGGCCGCGAACAAGACUCAGAGCACUCGUAUUUUAACAGAACAUUUGUGACAGUUAGUGACUCCAUUGCAAUGUUUAAACUACAUUGCCUCUCGCGCUCUUGAUACAUGUGCGCCGUUCUGAGAAGCCGUCUCGUUGAAGAGCUAAAGGGCAUGUCUAGUGUCUUAUUAUUACGAAUUCUACGGCCACAACUGUAUCUGUAUGACGCGGACGCCACUUGGUGAAAUUAUUGGUGCUAUUUACAAAAAAAAAUAGAUAUAUAGAGAUAAGGAGAAACUUUUGUUAGUAUAUAUUUUGAGAUACAUUUACCCCCUUAAUAAAAUUGACAUCACGUUGGAAUAGUUAGGCAGUGUUUUCUCACGUUCUGACGUUGGAAUAGUGCUGACGGAUAAAUUGUGACGAAACACUGCGUAACUAUUCGUAGGUUAUUCCUCGUUUAUUAAUAAGGGUGUUAGAGUAUAACAUUUUAAAGGACUUUUGCAUAGUUGCUUUGCGAUAGUCCUUGAUAUACAAUGGAUACUAAGCUUUAUUGUCUGUAAUCUGUCAUGUGUUUUACGAGCUGUAGGAAUCUCGUUUGCGUCUUUUUUAUCUUUUAAAAAUUCAGCCAGAAAAAAAUAGUGUUUAGUUUUCCUGAAAUACAAUGUCACUCAUGUCCAUCUCCAGGAUACAUGCCAAGAAAAUGGAAAACUUAGCCAAGGUCAGUUGAGCAAUGCAAACGUGUAUACUAAGGUAACAAAGCCUUUUUUUAAAUCCCCCGGAAACGUUAACCUGAUGCUGUUGGGAUAAAAAGUAUCCUGAAAAAAUAUCCAGAAAUAAAGCUAUAUAUACGUGCAGUAUUUCAAUUCUAGGCAUUUCAGCCGAACAUAGGUAAAAAGUAAAUUAAUUACUAUAUAUUACUGAAGCUACAUUUGUUAAACUUAUACCAAGUAUGAAUUUUAUCCGAUUGAUCAUUUUAUUGGACCAAAGUGUUAUUUAUAUAAAAUGCUAGUUAAUUUAAGUUUUUCUCACAGUAAAUCAUGUAGUCUACGACUGAAAUCCAAAUUAAUUUGAAUGUGUAUAGAAAAUUAUUUGUAAUCACUUUCAACGUACAUAUUUUAAACAAACGGAUUUGUAUUUCUAUAAAAAAAAUCCUAAAAAUGUUGCUAUUGUUCAAUGUAAAACUUAUUAAACUCCUCAUACAAAGCAUUCGGCGAUCGUUUCCGCGGGAUUUGAAACUUUUGUACCACAUAAGAUCUAACAGCAAAACCAAUCUUGAAAAUAAUUGCAUAUAGCUGGUAUCGUGUCAAAUACUUUUCAACUCUAAAAAAUAAACGGUUCUUGCAGGAUUUUAUAAAAUCGCGAUAGGUUACUUAACCUGACUAGUAAUUUUGUGCUUGAUAUACAGUCAAACCUGGAUAAGCGAGAGUUCAAGGGAGCACAAUCUCAUCCUCGCUUAUAG
This is a messenger RNA of Pararge aegeria (speckled wood butterfly), 3874 nucleotides long. RefSeq lists its product as uncharacterized. Bases 271 to 1971 code for a protein of 566 amino acids. NCBI's taxonomy places the organism in Eukaryota, Metazoa, Arthropoda, Insecta, Lepidoptera, Nymphalidae. The record is from RefSeq and is a predicted model, not a curated record. The transcript has 9 exons.